AUGGAUGGACCCCGGAUAUUAUGUUUAGUGACUACCAGUCCUACAAACGCGGCCACAAAAGCGGUGGCAGUAAAUGAGACGUGGGGCCGGAGGUGCCAUAUAUUGAAUCGACAAGGAAUUGUGGAAGUCUAUCGGCGCUACGAUGGACAGUAUGACUGGCUGUUUAAGGUGGACGACGACGCCUACGUAGUGGUCGAGAAUUUGGCGCAUUUGGUGGACGACGACGCCUACGUAGUGGUCGAGAAUUUGGCGCAUUUGGUCAGUCAGUACAGACCUACUGAUCCCAUUUGUUGUUUGAAGGGCAGUGGUGUAGUAGUGGGCGAUGCAAGGGAUGAAUUAGGUGAACCAAGGUUCUUUCAUUUUGAGCCCGAGUAUUGGUUAAAUCCAUAUAAAACUAUAUACGAACGAUGGGCUCCCAUGAAAAAAUAUCAAACUUAUAAUUAUUCAGCCGGUAUGAAGUGUUGCAGUUCAACCGCCAUAUCCUUUCACUACAUAAAGCCCGAUGCCAUGUAUGUCAUGGAGUACCUGAUAUAUAAGUUACGGGUCGUGUAA
Oppiella nova is the source of this 552-nucleotide messenger RNA. NCBI's taxonomy places the organism in Eukaryota, Metazoa, Arthropoda, Arachnida, Sarcoptiformes, Oppiidae. The record is from the annotation of a GenBank genome assembly.